AUGGCUGAAAUGCAAAACUUCACUUGGGCGGUGGAAGAUAUUUUCAAGGAAACGUUUCUCACUUACAUGAAUAGCUGGAGGAAAAACAUGACAGAAGCGGCAGAUAAGUUGCAAGCCAAAGUUGAUGCCGAAAACUUUGACUAUGUUAUCCUUUAUUUGAUGGUGAUGAUUGGGAUGUUCUCCUUCAUUAUUGUGGCGAUCUUGGUGAGCACUGUGAAAUCAAAGAGGCGAGAGCACUCCAAUGACCCCUAUCAUCAGUACAUCGUUGAGGACUGGGGCGAGAAGUACAAAAGCCAGGUUCUGAAUAGAGAAGACCUCAAGUGUGUGAUCCAUGAAAACUUGGGUGCAAGGGACAAAACAAGCCCUGGAUCACCUUAA
This is a messenger RNA of Opisthocomus hoazin, 378 nucleotides long. The record is from RefSeq and is a predicted model, not a curated record. NCBI's taxonomy places the organism in Eukaryota, Metazoa, Chordata, Aves, Opisthocomiformes, Opisthocomidae.